Messenger RNA from Dibothriocephalus latus, 690 nucleotides. The record is from the annotation of a GenBank genome assembly. Lineage: Eukaryota; Metazoa; Platyhelminthes; Cestoda; Diphyllobothriidea; Diphyllobothriidae.
AUGGCAGAAGAUCUUCCAGUUUGGGAAGUCCGUUUUGGAGAUACGGGUGGCCUAAAUGACAACAAAAAGGCCGAGUACAGUGUCCAGGAGUUGCGCUGUUUGGGUGACCGUCUUUUCGACAAUACCGUAACUUUUGUGAAAGAGGACGCCAACAUUGAGCUACCCCUCAUCUACGCAGAGUUCGAAUUCGACAUGAGCUUCCUCUUUAAGACUACCGUGACAGAUGCAGUGUUGAUGCAAAAUGUGGGACGCAAGUCGGGUCACUUUUUUGAGCUUCGGAUCCGAAGUGGCUUUGCCUUCAGAUUUGCCUUCAACGUGGGUAAUGGACUUCAGGUCUUGGAGGUGGUCACUGCCUAUUGGCUCAACAACAACCAAUGGCAUGUCGUCCGCCUGGAGAGGAACAGAAAAGAGUCCCGUCUCAUAGUAGACUCGAAUCCGGCCAGAGUUUUGGUUGAACCCGACCAGCGUUCAUACCAACGCUUCGACUUUGACCAGCCUCUGUUUGUUGGCACCACACAGGUCAGCAGUCAGGCAGUCUAUCUGAUAAGCUAUUUUUUCCCGGAUUAUUUGUUGUCCAAACCACGCAACAUCAGGCAACCUGAUGUAAUUGGUGAUUUUAACUGCCUCUGUCUUACUUUAGUGGAUUAUGAAACGUUGACAGUGUUUUCACAGCUAAGAGCUAUUGCUUAA